AUGGACGGCGGAGCGGAAGGGCAGUGGGGGGCCGGCGGGGGCGGGGGCGGAGGUGGAGGUUCCGCGGGGGGCGCGCAGAAGAGCCCGGGCGGGCCGAAUGACAUCCAGCAGGCGGCGACGCUAUCCGCGCUGGCGUGGUCGCAGGCGGCGAACAGCCAGGAGGGGCAGCGGUUGCAAUCGGAUUACAUGGCGGAGUUUGACGCGUGGAAGCAGUCGAACCAGGCCGCCACGUACCAGCAGCAGCAGGACUUCAUGUCGGACCUCCAGGCGCGCAUGGCCAAGGCGCGCGCGGCGCUCGCGGGGCUGCAGCUCGGGGGGGAUGGGGGAAGCGGAACGGGGUCGCCAGCGGGGGCUGGAGGGGGAGCGCCGGGGGCGGGGUCCGGGGAGAUGCAGGCGCGGUUGAUGUACCCUGCGCCCAUCCCCGCGCCCAUCCCGGACGGGCCUGCGACUGGCGUCAGUGGCGGGCAGAGCGCCAAUGAGAUCGACCUGCGGAGGGAGCUGGAGGUGAUGCGGCAGCGGGCAGCAGAGGCGGAGCACGCGCGCCUGGAGGCGGAGCAGCGCGCCCAGCGCGCCCUCUCCGAGGCAGACCGCUCCCUCCGCGAAGUUGAAGCUCAGAACAAACGCCGGGAGCUGGAAACCGCUGUGCGCAUCGAAAUGGCCUCCCAGGAGGCCUCGCGGGCGAUUGCUGCAGCCGAGGAGGCGAGGAAGCAGGCGGGGUUGGAGGCGCAAAAGACGGAAGUGGCGAUGAAGCAGGCGGCGAUGACCCGGGCGGCACUGGAGAUGGAGUCGCAGAAGCGGGUGGCGGUGGAACUGAAGGCGAAGGGGGAGAGGGGGAGUCAGCGCAUGGCGGCGAAUUACAGGGACUACAGCUACGAGGACAUUGUGUUUGCAACGGAGAACUUCAAGCCGGAGCGCAAGCUGGGAGAGGGCGGGUUUGGCACGGUAUUUUCGGGCACGCUGCACCACACGCCCGUGGCGGUCAAGGUGCUCAAGAACGCGGAUGCCAUGCAGGCCGCCAACGAGUUCCAGCAGGAGGUUGAAGUGCUGAGUCAGAUUCAGCAUCCUCAUGUCGUCAUGCUCCUAGGCUGCUGCCCCAGCAAGUACUGCCUCGUCUACGAGUUCAUGGCCAACGGCUCUCUCGAGGACCGCCUGCUCUGCGCCAACGGUUCACCCCCGCUCCCCUGGUACAUCCGCAUGCGCGUCGCAGCCGAAAUCGCCUCGGCUCUCCUCAUCCUCCACACGCGCCCCGUGCCCAUCGUCCACCGGGACUUAAAGCCCGGAAACAUCCUCUUAGAUAAGAACUUUGUGGCGAAGCUAGGGGACGUCGGGCUUGCGAAGCUCAUGCCGGGGUUAUCCAUGGAUCAGACUUACAUGCGGGAAUCGGUUCCGGUGGGUACCUUUGCGUAUGUCGACCCGGAGUUUCAGCGAACGGGCGAAUUCGGGCCGAAAUCCGAUGUCUACGCGCUGGGGAUCGUGCUGCUGGAUUUACUGACCGGCCGGAAACCCAACGUGUAUGAGGGGUUGGAAGAGGCGGUAGACGACGGGGACGAGAACGAAUUGAAGCAAUUUUUGGAUGAGAGAGCAGGCGACUGGCCGUUAGAUAUGGUGAUGGAGGUGGCGCGGAUUGCGGUUAAGUGUUCGGAGAUGAGGAGGAAGAAGCGCCCGGACCUUGAGAAGCAGGUCAUGCCGGUGCUGGACCGCGCCAGGGCGCGCGCUGCCCAGGCUGAGGAGGAGGCUCGGAAGGCCCCGAGCCGCCGCCCGAUGGGGGAGGCUCCGAGCGUGCUGUUCUGCCCCAUCACUCAGGAGAUGAUGGUGAACCCGGUGUUGGCAGCAGACGGGCACACGUACGAGCAGGAGGCAAUCAAAUCGUGGCUGGAGACGAGCGACAUGUCGCCAAUGACCAAUCAGAAGCUGCCAAGCAAGGAUCUCGUUGCCAACCAUGCCGUGCGCUCCAUGAUCCUAGACUGGCGCCAGCGCAACGGGUAA
Molecule: messenger RNA, 1986 nt
Organism: Closterium sp. Naga37s-1
Lineage: Eukaryota; Viridiplantae; Streptophyta; Zygnematophyceae; Desmidiales; Closteriaceae
Source: the annotation of a GenBank genome assembly